Molecule: messenger RNA, 1353 nt
Organism: Diversispora eburnea
Lineage: Eukaryota; Fungi; Glomeromycota; Glomeromycetes; Diversisporales; Diversisporaceae
Source: the annotation of a GenBank genome assembly
AUGGCAACUAAAAUUCCAACAGAAAUAUUAAUUAAAAUUUUAAAAAAUGUUCAAUCAUUUCGUUCAACUAAAGAUUUAUAUUCCUCAUUAUUAGUUAAUCGAAUAUGGUGUAAAGUUACUAUACCUAUACUUUGGGAAUUACCUUUGGGUCAAGAAUGUCAUGCAGAUGAUAAGGAGUUAAGGAAGAAAUCAUUAUGUAUUCGAACUUAUAUAUCAUAUCAAGAUUAUAAUAGCAACAGUAAUAAUAAUAAGAACGAAUCGAGAAUAUUAUUUCGUGAGAUGUGUAAAUUAAUAAUAAAUCGUUGCUCAUAUCUGAAUUAUUUUAAAUUGGCGAGAGUUACCAAAAAUUUUUCUAAAAAUUUUGAUAAUUAUAGUGAUUCGAUUGGUUCAAUUCUCAAGUUACCUGGUGCCCCGAAAGUAUUUAAAAAAUUAGAAACAUUUAUUUCAGAGGCGAAUGAUGAAUUGUAUAGACCUUUAUAUGGAUUAUUUACAUUGAUUUGUAAUAAUAUUUUGAAUAUGGAAUUGAAAAUUAAUUCAUAUUCAUAUGAUCAAGUGCAAUUAUUAGCAAAACUUAUUAUCGUUCAAAAAAGAUUGGAAAAUCUAACAAUUAUUGAUAAUAGGUAUACAGAUUGUAAUUUAUUAUUUUGGGCUAUCAUCAGCCAAAAAGAAAAAUUAAAGAGUCUUCGUUUAAAAAAAUUAUAUUAUAAUCGUUAUAUGGAGAAAUUACAACCAAUUGGGCAAUUUACUUCACUUCAAGAACUUUAUAUUGAAAAUUGUUAUGGAUUAUAUAAUUCUGAUUGUUUAUCAUUGGCUUCAUCAUUUACUCAAUUGAGUAGAUUUCAUUAUUUUCAUUCGAGUUAUUCAAAUAAGUGCCCUCAAAGAUUUAUUAUAAAAAUUCUCAAAACUGCCAAUAUAAAUUUAAGAAAUAUUUAUUUAGAAUUAUAUCCCGCAAUUACAUUUGAAACAUUUUCAGCAAUUUUAAAUUAUUGUACAAAGAUUAUCAAAUUAACUUUAUUAAAUCUACGUCCUGAACAAGUAAUAGAAAUAUUUAAUAAUAAUUUUAAUGAAUUAAGGAGAUUUUCAUUUGGUUGUGGAAAAGGAUUAGAUGCAAAUAAAUUAUUAUGUCAAAUGGCCAAAAAUGUACCAGAAUCACUUGAAACUAUUGAAAUUAGAAUGGGAAUAUUUAGUGCUAAUAGUUUAAGAAAAUUUUUUGAAGGUUGGUGUUGUUGUAAAGGAGGGGGAGAAAAUAAAAAGAUUAUUGUAAAACGUACAGUACAAACGUGGCUAACUUUAAGUGAUGAACAUUUUAAAGUUAUUGAAGAAUAUGGAGUUCAAUUUAAUAUAGAAGAAUGA